AUGCAACCUGUAUACAUAACCACGUCGCAAGGGGAUGAGUACUCUAUGAAAAUCGAAUGCCGCCGCACGCGUCGAACUUACGGUGGCAACCUCUCGCUUGCCGUCAGAAUUCGUCGGAAUGAUUGUGAUAUGGGUAUCGUUGAAGUUGGCGGUGGCGAAAUUCCCAUCAUGAUACUGUCUAGUGCGUGCAAUCUAUCGGGGUUGCCGAGAUCGGAUUUUCCUAAACACAAUGAAGGUGGAUAUUUCAUAGUCAAUGGCAAUGAAAGGAUUCUCAGAUUGCUGAUAAUGGCUCGCAGGAAUUAUCCUCUCGCUAUAGCUAGGUCGUCAUUCAAAAAGCGGGGUCCAAGUUACACGGAAUAUGCUAUCUUAAUGCGCUGCGUACGGGAUGAUGAACACUCAGCGCCGGUAAUACUUCAUUGGGUUAUGAAUGGUGAACCGACGCUGGCAUUUACGGUUGAAAACGAACAGUUGUUUGUUCCUAUUUCAAUUCUCCUGCGUGCUCUUAUGGACAAAACUGAGCUUGAAAUCUAUGAAGAUAUUCGGCGUGGUGGUGGUGAUUCUUUAUCGCUUGAAGAGCACGCAAUGAGGAUUUUAAUGAGGUUACAGAAGGGUGAUUAUAAUUGUCAAUCUCGCGCUCUUUGCUACUUGGGAAAACUCUUCCGUCUCAAAAUGCACCUACCAACUUCCUACACCGAUUACGCUGCCGGCGAGCAUCUAAUGCGAGAAUACGUUGUAAUUCAUGUUGACAGUUUUGCGGACAAGUAUCACAUUCUUUGCUACAUGAUACGCAAACUUCACGCUUUUAUUUCGGGUGCGUGUUGUGCAGAGAGCAAUGAUAAUCUUAUGUUCCAGGAAGUAUUGCUUCCGGGUACGACGUACGUCCAAAUUCUUCGGAACAGACUGAUAACCUAUUUACACACCGUCCGUGAGCAUCUUAAUUUACAUUUGCGCAAAACGUCGAAACUUCUUGAAAUAGCCAACUUCCGGCAAGCAUUGAAUCGUAGCAUAUCGGAGGUAAGCAGUGGAUUGAAUCUUUUUAUAUCCACUGGCAAUUUACCUGGCUCCUCACGUACGGUUCUGGGUCGACUAUUGAAUGGGCAGACUUCAGGUCUCUCAGUCCCAAUCGACACGGUCAACUUUUUACGCUUUGCUGCGCAGUUUCGCGCCGUUCACCGAGGUGCAAUGUUCAAUGAAAUGCGAACCACCUCGGUGCGGCGUCUCCUGCCCGAGGCCUGGGGCUUCAUCUGCCCUGUUCACACUCCUGAUGGCGCGCCAUGUGGCCUUCUCAAUCAUCUUGCCGAGAGUACUGAGGCUGUGUGCGUGACUCCCAGUCAGGCACUAGUGAGCAAAUUUGCGGCCUGGCUACUGGAACACAACCUACGACCGGUGGAGCUAUCGCGUCAAAUGACGGGCGUGAAUGAACGUCGUGGUGUCUUCCCCGUCCUCCUGGAUGGCCGUCUUGUUGGUUGGUCGCCCUCAAGCCUAGCCGCCCAGCGGUUGGCGCGAGAGCUGCGCUGUGCCAAACUGGAUCCCAAUUGUCCCCAUGUUCCCACCACCUUGGAAAUUUGUCUAGUGGUCCCUACUGACACUGGUAGCCAGUAUCCCGGUCUUUUCCUCUUUGUUGGUGGUUCGCGCCUACUUCGACCUGUGAAGAGUCUCGUUCGGGUCGGCUCCAAGAACAUCGCUGAAGCGGAGAUCGAGCUGGUUGGCACCUUUGAGCAGCCAUACAUGGACAUCGCGGUGACGGUCGAAGAACUUAUGGAACGACCAGUCAGUGAGAGAAUGCACUUCGAAGUCUCACCAGAGUCCAUCUUCAGCUUCGUUGCCAGUCUCACACCAUAUCCCGACUUUAAUCAGUCUCCGCGUAAUAUGUACCAGUGUCAGAUGGCCAAACAAACUAUGGGUCACUCGUCUUACACCUGGAAGUACCGUUCGGAUCCCAAAGCCUAUCGUCUGCUCAAUCCACAGAGCCCGCUGGUGCGCACUAAAACCUAUACCAAAUACGAUGUAGAUCAUUAUCCGCUUGGAUUCAACGCCAUUGUUGCUGUCAUGUCCUACACCGGAUAUGAUAUGGAAGAUGCUAUGGUGAUUAACAAAAGCUCCUACGAACGUGGCUUCGCAGACGCCUGUAUUUACAAAUCCGAAAUUAUAGAUUUGGUCAAUUUCUCCGCCAAAGGGAGAGCGAAAAAACAAGCUGAUCAUUACUUUGGUGGAUUGGUUGAUCUUCCGCCAAAUAUUGAUAUUGAUGGCUUCCCACCAAUUGGAACACGGCUUAUACCAGGAAAGAGCAUUCUAUUCGUUUACACACACAAUGAGACUAUGGAGAUGACUGCUGUUCGCUAUAAGGACGGGGAGCAAAUCGCAUACGUGGAAGCAGCUUGUAUAACGCUGCGUUUGCCACGGCGGCCGGACAUCGGUGACAAAUACAGUAGUCGCCAUGGUCAGAAAGGUAUUAAUAGUAUCCUCCUGCCUGCUGAUGACAUGCCCUGGACUGUGGAAAGUGGAAUUGUGCCGGACCUCAUAUUCAAUCCCCACGGCUUUCCCACGCGUAUGACGAUGGGCAUGAUGAUCGAGUUCCUUGCUGGCAAAUCGGCUGCUUUAUCAGGUGAGCGGGUUGAUGCAACACCCUUCCAGUGGACUGAAGAAAAUCCACCUUUUGAAAAGUACGCUGAUCAGCUGAAGAAUGCUGGCUUCAACUAUUGGGGCACGGAAGCCAUGAUGUCAGGAGUUACUGGUCGUCUUCUGGAAGCUCAUAUAUUCAUUGGGGUUGUCUACUACCAGCGCCUGCGUCAUAUGGUAGCGGACAAAUAUCAGGUGAGAGCUGAGGGUCGAUUUGAUCCGGUGCUCCGCCAGCCCAUAAAGGGACGCAAAGUUGGUGGAGGUGUUCGUCUCGGUGAAAUGGAACGUGACUGUGUCCUCUCCCAUGGACUUUCAUUUACACUCCAGGAUCGAUUGCUGGGAUCCAAUUGCGACAAAGUGAAGAUGUUGAUAUGCUCAGGUUGCGGUGGUUUGAUUCACGAAGACUUGAUCACUGAUGAAACUUUGAGCAUCCAACAGCGAGGAAACAGUCUUAUUAACAGAUUGCGGUGGCGAUGCCGCCUUUGCAAUCAAUCACCUCCUUCUAGUGCAGCGAACAUUUUCGAGAAUAAAAUGCUCCUGGUCGAUGUCCCAGCAGCUUUCCGCUACUUGACCUACGAACUUGCUUGUCUCAAUGUUAAUACACGGAUCGAAGUGGAGCAGUUUACUUGA
Messenger RNA from Echinococcus granulosus, 3249 nucleotides. RefSeq names its product DNA-directed RNA polymerase I subunit RPA2. Gene Ontology annotation, cellular component: nucleus; RNA polymerase I complex. The transcript has 18 exons. Bases 1 to 3249 code for a protein of 1082 amino acids. The record is from RefSeq and is a predicted model, not a curated record. Gene Ontology annotation, biological process: DNA-templated transcription. Gene Ontology annotation, molecular function: DNA-directed RNA polymerase activity; ribonucleoside binding; DNA binding. Lineage: Eukaryota; Metazoa; Platyhelminthes; Cestoda; Cyclophyllidea; Taeniidae.